Molecule: messenger RNA, 4259 nt
Organism: Oncorhynchus keta (chum salmon)
Lineage: Eukaryota; Metazoa; Chordata; Actinopteri; Salmoniformes; Salmonidae
Product: GTPase HRas
Exons: 7
Coding region: 331-900 (189 amino acids)
Biological process (GO): Ras protein signal transduction
Cellular component (GO): plasma membrane
Molecular function (GO): GDP binding; GTP binding; GTPase activity
Source: RefSeq, a predicted model, not a curated record
UUCGAAGCACAUUGUGCGUUAUGACUUAACGUCGCGUACAACAUUGAACGAAUGCUGUAAAAAUUGGGAUGAAAAGUAUGAGUUCUGGAAUAAUAACAUAUUUAUGUUGUCGAACACUGUUGUGAGACAUUCGUUGAGAAAACGGGCCUACCAUUUGUAUUCUAUUCUUGGAACACUCAGAAGCUACUGAGUUGAAACAUUGUUUCCAGUAGACCAAGUCACGCUCCUGAUUAUUGGGUAGAGCUCUGCUUGUUGUCUCUUCUCAGCCUGUGUUCUUGGGGAGGACUAUAGAGCAGAGGAUUCUGGCAGUGUGUGUGGGGAGCAGUGAGGAUGACUGAGUACAAGUUGGUGGUGGUGGGGGCUGGAGGUGUGGGGAAGAGUGCACUCACCAUCCAGCUCAUCCAGAACCACUUUGUGGAUGAAUACGACCCCACCAUAGAGGACUCAUACAGGAAGCAGGUGGUGAUUGAUGGGGAGACGUGUCUGCUGGACAUCCUGGACACUGCAGGUCAGGAGGAGUACAGCGCUAUGAGGGACCAGUACAUGAGGACAGGGGAGGGCUUCCUCUGUGUCUUCGCCAUCAACAACACCAAGUCCUUUGAGGACAUCCACCAGUACAGGGAACAGAUCAAGCGUGUGAAAGACUCUGACGACGUGCCCAUGGUCCUGGUGGGUAAUAAAUGUGACCUUCCGUCGCGUACCGUGGACACGCGGCAAGCACAGGAACUGGCCCGCAGCUACGGAAUUCCCUACAUCGAGACCUCUGCCAAGACACGACAGGGGGUAGAGGACGCCUUCUACACGCUAGUGAGAGAGAUCAGGCAGCACAAACUGAGGAAGCUCAACCCUCCGGACGAGAGUGGACAGGACUGCAUGAGCUGCCGCUGUGUGGUGUCGUGAUGGAGGUUACCAGUUCGGGGUGAGGAGUGGACCUAGUGGCAGAAUGGACUUAAAGAAUGAUGGUGGAGGAUGAAACAACAACUAACUUUGAAACUGAAGACUACAGUCUAUGAAAAGCAGACCAGGCUGACUGUACCAUAGACAUUUGGGAGAGGGGGAUCUUGCCCCUGCCAGGCCAGGCCAUACCAGGCUCGACUAGGCUGUCUGUCCCCUCUUUGAGUCCGUCUGCCAGAGCAACACCACUAAUGACUGUUUCUCACCAGUGUGAUCAUGCUGGGCAGCUCCAAUGAGUUCCUGCCAAGUUAUUGUUUUACAGUCUCAACACUGGUCUUAAAGGGAGGUGUCACGAAUCCAAUCCCUGGUGAGUCCCCUUCACCAACACCUCAAAACCCUGAUUUUUUUUUUUUACAUUUGACCCCCUGGAAAGACUGGACAGUAGUAGCCUAAAUCCCCAUCCCUAAUUUAACCUCCCCCAGCCUCCUUGUUCCUCUCUAGAGGGGCUCUGCAGUAACCUCAUUAUUACGGAUACAAGUAUGGGGAUGGAGCAUGACAAAAGACACGCCAGAUAGGAUUUAUUUUUUUUACUGUUAGUUUAGCUGUCAAACCUAACUUUUUUUUUAAACAGACUUUUUUGUGAUCGAAGGUUUUGAAGGUGAUCAUACUCAGCACUGUAAAGUAAGCCAGGAUGUUUAUUUUGUGUGAUGGGCUGUUGCUAUUUUAAGACCUGUCACCGUGAGGAAGUCCUUAUUCGGGGCCCUUAAGUGGGCAUGGCUGUGGAUCAGACCGAUGGAUGGACUCAUUUUCCCAGAGUGCCAUUGCCUUCCCCCACAGAAGUCUGUGUGCGCACAUGUCAGUGUGCUAAAGAGUUCUCUUUGUGGAGUAAUAUAGUACUAGAUAUUGUAGGUUCUGGUGCAAUAGGAAUGUUUACUGUCUUACUAGGUUUAAGAAUUGGGAAUAAACUAUCUCUCUCAUCCCUAUUUAUUAUUUGCUUGUAUUUCUUGGGUGGAGAAGGGAGGGGUACAUGAGUGAUGUUUUACUUGCUGUUGCCUUCAAGGUUUGGCUGAAUGAUAGUUGGAAGGAUGGGAGACUAACGUCAUUCCUUGGUCCAUGCAGUGCCAUUAUUUACCAUGGGAUGGUUAUGUAGUGAAAGAUUAUUUGUGCACAGCCUUUCAGGGAAGUGGAACAAAAUACCCUUUGAGAUUGUGCUCUUUUAAGACACUGGUGGCAUCCAUUUCUUUCCUAUUCCUUUGCUUAGACAACAGUAUGUUGUUUAGUAUAGUUUGACAUUUCUAGAUUGCAAGUAUCGGUCCUCACUGUGUUUUUAAGGCUCAGGAAACGGGAAUGUCUAGAAAUGUCUCGCCUUUGUAUCUUAUGUUCCAGGAUUAAAUCUGUGAAAUUGAAAUUCUAAUGCACAAGACCUGCCUUAAAUUACUGGUAAUAUGUGGGAUAAAACUGUUUUGGCCUCAUAAAAUAACCUCUCAUUCUACUCGCUACUGCCUCCUCAGUUGGAUCUUUGGUUCCCUGAGAAUAUAAUUUAAUUCAAGCUGGUCAUGUACGAGCCAACUUCUUUUGCAAGAAAAGUCAGAGGAAAACGUUCUUCACUCUAGGGGUUCGCUUGUGAUAUUUCUCAAUUACAUUUGAAUCAUUUAGCAGACGCUCUUAUCCAGAUAUGUCUGGAUAUUGAAUGGUGUAGAUAGACCUACUACCUUUUGCGCUCUCUACAACACUAACCGCAGCAUAGGGCUGCCAAUACAAAUGAACACUGCUUGGUCCUGUUUAACUUGCCUUAUUAUUUGUUAGCUAGUACUUCAUGCCUUAGAGUAGUACGUUUGCCUGAAGCAGGUGUUUCUGUGGUCUGUCUGCUUUCCUCUGUGGAUAACUGUUGUGAAUCACUGGUGGUGAUUGGAGAUCUGCUCCUUCUGGGAUUUGUUUCUUUCCAGACAUGAGGAAAAACCAACUCUGAAACAGUCCAACCAGAUGAGAUUCUGUACAGCAUGCCCCGUCUGAUUAGCUAAUGGUUUUGUGUGUGUUAGUCCAAACUAAGUUUGUUUAAUUAUGGCAAUCUUAAUUCAAUAAGUGUUCUUUUUACCUUAUAAGAGCAACUGGCUUUUUAUCUCCCCCUCCUGUUUUUGAAGGUACUUACACCCACAGUGACCCAUAUACUGUAGUACAUUGUGAUGCCUCAUUAGACUUCAGUCAACACCUUGACCUCUUGUCUAGAAGAUAGACCUUAAUAUUGGAAAAAAAUCACUUUAUUCUGUUGCUAGAAACGCUUAAUAUCACUGACUUUUUGCUGCUAUCAUACAUGUGAGUGGUGUUCCUUAGUAUACGUACAGGAGGUGUCUCACUCCAACAAACACUCUUCUGAAUUACCCCAUCUUACCUGAACACAAUUACACCAGUUGGCAUGUAAGAGAUGUUUUGACCUGCUCCCUCCACCACGAGGUCCCUGCAGUCAGACAAUACUCUCCAAGAUAAUCUCACCUUUCCUGGGUUGCUACCCUUCAUAUGUUGGACCCAGGGGAUGAAGGGGUCUGAAUAUGAAGACACUGCACACAGGCUUGACCGUUACCUCUGACAACAGCCACUAUACCUCUUCUGGCUCUGUCUGGAUGGAACACCUCUACUGUGUUGUGUGGACCACAGAUUAUAUUCUGGAGCUCUGAGGGAUUCAGGGUGAUGUUGGUCUUCUGUGUUUUAAUCUCAAUUUAUUGUUGAUGAUUUUGGGGUCUUAACUGUGAAAGUGUGUUUAACAGAAAAUAUUAUUUGUGUUGUAUUAGUAUAGGGCACUCCAUAACCAUAAAGUAAAAAUACUCUGUACCUUAAAUAAAUAGCCAAUCUUAAACAAAUGUAGAUCUUUGUCCCCAUAAUGAUCUACUGUGUAAUGUUAAACAAAUCUGACCUGCUAUGUAACGUGUUUAUCAAGUAGACCUCUGGUGUUAGAUGUGAACUGUACAGUUGUCUGAACUAUAGUUGGCUGUUAUAUUCUACAUCUCACACAAUGUCCCUUGUCUGUCUAUACUCUGUGCUUUGACUGACUGGCAGUUAUGAGCACACAUCUAAAGGUAAAUGCUUAGAAAUUGGACAUCAAUUGUCAUUGAGGAAUACAAGGCCAGCAGGCCAUGUCUGAAGGGAGGGGAGACUUUUGGGGUCAAAAACAUGGGGAAAACCCCCCAAUGUCCAAGGACUGAAACCAAAAAGGACUUGCUUCUCCCUUGUAAAACUGUAGUGUGAACAUGUGAGAGAGGAUGUGGGUUUGGAAGUUUGAUUGUGAAAAUAAACUAUUUAAGAUGUAUUUACUCUUUAACAAAAUGGCAAAUGUGCAGCAGGGCAGGAAUAAAGGUGUCAAGAUGAACUUA